This is a messenger RNA of Aspergillus mulundensis, 765 nucleotides long. RefSeq names its product SDR family NAD(P)-dependent oxidoreductase. The transcript has 2 exons. The record is from RefSeq and is a predicted model, not a curated record. The coding region runs from base 1 to 765 and encodes 254 amino acids. Lineage: Eukaryota; Fungi; Ascomycota; Eurotiomycetes; Eurotiales; Aspergillaceae. Gene Ontology annotation, molecular function: oxidoreductase activity.
AUGGCUCAGAGUUUCGAAGGCAAGAAAGUUCUCAUCACUGGUGCAGGAAGUGGUAUAGGGCGGGCUACAGCAAAAACGCUCGAUGGCCUCGGUGCAACCCUGAUCCUCUGCGACAUCAGCACCGAUUUCCUCGAGCAGGUCAAAACCGACCUGGAGGAAAGUGGUUCGUCCCAGCCCAAGCAUGUCUACCAGAAGUGUGACGUAUCCUCGCCAGCAGACUGCGAGGCCGUCGUCAAGUCUAUCCCUACCAGCACUGGAGCAGAGCCCAAACUGGACUGUCUUUUCAACUGCGCCGGGAUCAACCCGACCAAUAUCCCCAUCACAGAGACGACAGACUCCUAUUUCACCCGCCUGAUGGAGGUCAAUGUUCGCGGGACCUUCAAUAUGAGCCGCGCCUGUGUUCCGCUUCUCUCUGGGCAGUCCUCCAUUGUCAACGUCGCGAGUAAUUGUGGGCUUCGUGGAUACUCGGGCUACACGGUGUACUGUGCGACGAAACACGCCAUCGUGGGGUUCACCAAGGCUCUUGCGUUGGAGCUCGGACCGCGGGGUAUUAGAGUUAAUGCGGUUGCCCCAGGAUAUACGGAUACGCCAACCAUGGCCGGAAAUGUUGAGGGCGGGGAUGCAAAUCAGCGACUAAUUAGCGGGCUCGCUCUGGGGAGGUUGGGACAGCCGUCGGAGGUGGCGGAUGUUGUCGCAUUUUUGUUCAGCCCGCAGAGUUCGUAUAUGACUGGUAGUGUGGUGGAGGUAACUGGAGGGCUGAAGUGA